Neohortaea acidophila is the source of this 1866-nucleotide messenger RNA. RefSeq lists its product as uncharacterized. The coding region runs from base 250 to 1803 and encodes 517 amino acids. The transcript has a single exon. The record is from RefSeq and is a predicted model, not a curated record. Lineage: Eukaryota; Fungi; Ascomycota; Dothideomycetes; Mycosphaerellales; Teratosphaeriaceae.
UGCUUCGCGACUUCCUCGUUGCACUCUCUCGCGUUUCAGCUUGUUCAACCUCUCUCUUCACUCUCGCAUCACCCACCCCUCACGCAUCAACCCUCCCUUGCCCGUUCUCUGCGGCUUUACGAUCCUCCAAGCUCCUCUGUCGGCGCUCACAUGUCGCCUCGCACGUCAAUCUGAACACGCCACGAGCUCGACUGCUCAUACUCUUCCUGCGUUCACUCCUCGCUGCCACCUGGCAGGGAGACGACGAAGAUGGCAAACACUCCAGAUGCUGCGGCCCAGGACGCCAAUUCGGAUGACUUGUGGGUUCCCACGCCGCCGCCGCCCGAGUUCACCGAGAUGUUGAACGAAUUCUACAACCGCCAUCCAUCAGCCAGGCCGCGAGAGCCCACUCCUGAGCCCGACCCCGACGCCAAUCUCGACCUCACUCAGCUCAGCCUCGACCCUCACAAGACUCUGAAGCAGUUCUUACACGACCAUCUCACUCUCAACAAAGCUCAAUUGACGGAGUAUUGGAAGAAGUUUCGCUGGGAGCACCCCGGCGUGAUGCUGGACUGGUUCGAAAGCUCAUACCUCCCCACCGCAGGUCGCUCUCGACAUGAAAAAGGCUACGUUGUGGACUACGAGCAAUGCACGCCACAGACACUUAAGCGUUUCGUCAUCGACCGUCGCCUGCAAGACCCCUACCCCGUUGGUGUGACGCUCAAGUACUUCUACAUCCGUAUUCUGGAGAGCGCUGACCGCCGUCAAACCUUUCGUUUCAUGGACUUACCUCCCGAGCUUCGCACCUGGGUCUAUGGUUUUCUGCUUACCCUGGUGCCCAAAAAGACCGGCGGGUAUCGAAAACCAAAGUAUUGUCAUCCCAACAUCCUCCGAACCUGCCACCAAAUGAACAAUGAGGCAAAGUGUGUACUCUACGACGACAAUACUGUUCAAUGCACGUUCGAAAAGAUCGAAGAAGACUACGACCACUACUCGCAGAAAUGCAGCAUCAACGACAUAUCGGUUGAAUACUACGAUGAGCGCCCCGAUGCGAUGGAAGACUUCCCCGAAUACCUACGUCGAUUCUCUCAUCUUUCAAUCAGUGUCAGAUACGAGAUUGAAUUUUGUAUCAGCGAAGAUGGCCCAGACUUUAUGCCGCUCAACCAUAUGCUUUGUGCAUUCACGUCCUUCCUCAUGGCCGGCCAUCGCCUCCAAAAGCUCGAAAUCGAUCUUGAUCUCAAUCUGGAUCUUCUCGAGUACGCUGACGCCGACUCGGAUACCACGUACAAGCUCGUCCUUUAUCCUUUCCUUCGCUUGCGCAACGUCGGCCAGGUUGACAUCUUCACGUACGACUACGCCUUUCCCGCGUGCAUUCGACGGACUCUUUCCAGGGACAUGAGCAUGUCGGGAGCCGUGAUGAACACUCUGACGUACUGGAACAUCCUCUAUGACGAAUGUCAUGGAUGGGAGAAGGUGGACUGUGCAUCCGACGAAACUGGCGAACUCCUUCCGGCUCAGCAAAGUAUCUCGGAGCAAUGUAAGAAGGCUUUCGGCAUCAUCUGGACUUCUUUUACAUCCGCCAAGGACGAGUGGCGCUUCAGGCUCCAUUUAUUUAAGCUGAGGAAGCUGCUGAAUCAAGUCAAGACGGAGACUGUUGCGAAGGCUGAUGAGAAGUUGGCCGAGAAACGCGUGGCGAGGACCGAGUUCGAGAAGGAUUCAAAGAAUGGCGUGCUGAGGACCAGAUCCCGGGAUAUGAAGAUCGUCAAAGGCGAGGCUACCCAUGAGGUCGAUUGGAUGUCGGACAGUGACGAUGAAAGUGCGUGAAUGAACGUUUGCUCGAAGAACAGUGCGGCGGGUAUUCGAGCUUCAUUCUAGACGACAGUACGU